AUGACGGUGUCCUACACCCUCAAAGUGGCGGAAGCCCGCUUCGGAGGUUUCUCUGGCCUGCUUCUGCGUUGGAGGGGCAGCAUCUACAAGCUUCUCUAUAAGGAGUUCCUUCUCUUCAUCGCCUUGUAUGCUCUGCUCAGCAUCACCUACCGGCUGCUGCUGACCCAAGAACAGAGGCAGGUAUAUGCCCAGGUGGCCCGCUACUGCAACCGCUCUGCGGACCUCAUCCCCUUGUCCUUCGUUUUAGGCUUCUACGUGACCUUGGUUGUGAACCGCUGGUGGGCGCAGUACACCAGCAUCCCGCUGCCGGACCAGCUGAUGUGCGUCAUCUCCGCCAGCGUGCACGGCGUGGACCAACGCGGCCGCCUGCUGCGCCGUACCCUCAUCCGCUACGCCAACCUGGCGUCGGUGCUCGUGCUGCGCUCGGUCAGCACCCGCGUGCUCAAGCGCUUCCCCACCAUGGAGCACGUGGUGGACGCAGGUUUCAUGUCCCAGGAAGAGAGAAAAAAAUUCGAGAGCCUGAAAUCUGACUUCAACAAAUACUGGGUCCCCUGCGUCUGGUUCACCAAUCUAGCGGCGCAAGCCCGGCGGGACGGGAGAAUCCGUGACGAUAUUGCUCUCUGCCUGCUCCUGGAAGAGCUGAACAAGUACCGAGCCAAGUGCAGCAUGCUGUUUCAUUAUGACUGGAUCAGCAUUCCACUCGUCUACACCCAAGUGGUGACCAUAGCAGUGUACUCCUUCUUUGCCCUCUCCCUGGUUGGCCGCCAGUUUGUGGAACCAGAGGCAGGGCCUACCAAACCUCAAGAGCUUCUUCCAGGCCAGGAGCCACCACCAGCCCUGGGGGACCUGGAUAUGUACGUGCCUCUCACCACUUUGCUGCAGUUCUUCUUCUAUGCCGGUUGGCUCAAGGUAGCUGAACAGAUCAUCAACCCCUUCGGUGAGGAUGAUGACGAUUUUGAGACCAACAAACUCAUAGACCGCAAUUUGCAGGUGUCCCUGCUAUCUGUGGAUGACAUGUACCAGAACCUGCCACCCGCCGAGAAGGACCCAUAUUGGGACGAAGACGCGGCACAACCGCCCUACACAGUAGCCACAGUGGCAGAGUCUCUGCGGCCUUCCUUCCUGGGCUCCACCUUCAACCUGCGCAUGAGCGACGACCCGGAGCAGAGCCUGCAGGUGGAGGCGUCCCCCGGGCUCGCCCGGCCUGCGCCCACCGCACAAACCCCGCUGCUCGGCCGCUUCCUGGGUGCAGGAGCGCCUUCCCCCGCCAUCAGCCUCCGGAACUUCGGCCGCGCGCGGGGAGCCCCCCGGACCCCCCACCUGCUGCGCUUCCGGGCGGAGGAGGGCGGCGACCCCGAGGCCGCGGACCGCAUCGAGGAGGAGACGGCAGAGUCUGGGAACGAGCCCGAGGAGCCCUGAGCCCUGUCUCUCCGAAAGCCCGGCUCCGGGGUCCCGCUCCGCCCCUCCCUGAGUCUUUAAUGAGAUUGAGAUGCAAAGAGAAGAUACGGGAGACCAGAGCAGGGGUUAUAGCUUAGUGAUUAUGUAAAGAGACUCUCAUGCCUGAGUCUUCGUUCAAUCCCCCACACCAUAAACCAGACCUAAGCAGUGCUGCAGUUAAAAAAAGAGAAGACGUUCCGGAGGUGGCAAUGGAUAAAGCACCGGAUUUUCAAGUAUGAGGUCCCUAGUUCAAUCCUCGGUAGCACAUGUACCAGAGCGAUGUCUGGUUCUUUCUCUCCUACUAAUGGAUUUUUUUUUUUUUUUUGCCUCCACGUUUAUUGGCUGGGGCACGAACCCGCUGCUCCUGGAGGCUAUUUUUUCCCUUUUGCUACCCUUGUUGGUUAAUAUUGUCAUUGUUAUUGCUGUAGUUGUUGGAUAGAGAGAAAUGGAGAGGAGGGGAAGACAGAAGGGGGAAAGAUAAGACACCUGCAGACCUGCUUCACCGCCUGUGAAGCGACUCCCCUGCAGGUGGGGAGCCAGGGGCUCAAACUGGGAUUCUUAUGCCAGUGCGUUUAACCCGCUGCUCUAUCACCCGGCCUCCAAAUAAAAUAUUAAAAAAAAAAAAAAGGCGGGGGAGAUAGCAUAAUGGUUAUGCAAACACUCAUGCCUGAGGCUCCAAAAGUUCCAGGUUCAAUCCUCUGCAUCACCAUAAGCCAGAGCUGCUGUUUCUGCUUCUCUCAAAAAUUAUUUUUUAAAAAAAGAACAGAGCACUACUCAGCUCUGGAUUAUGGUGGUGCCGGAUAUUGAAACGGGGACUUUGGGGGUCUUUUUGCUUAUCUGUUGUUACCUACCCCACCCCCACCCUACAGCA
This is a messenger RNA of Erinaceus europaeus (western European hedgehog), 2308 nucleotides long. RefSeq names its product bestrophin 4 (gene BEST4). The record is from RefSeq and is a predicted model, not a curated record. Gene Ontology annotation, molecular function: chloride channel activity. NCBI's taxonomy places the organism in Eukaryota, Metazoa, Chordata, Mammalia, Eulipotyphla, Erinaceidae. The transcript is spliced from 9 exons. The coding region runs from base 1 to 1419 and encodes 472 amino acids.